ACUUUGAAAGUAAAAAUGAAGUACAUAUUUAUAAGCCUAUUGUUUAUAACAUGCAUAAGUGUAGUAUAUGUGUAUGGUGGAGAUGACUGCUGCCGAAAAAUUGGUAAAGCAAAAGCAGCAUUAUUAGAAGCAAUUGAUACUCUUCAGAGAACCAACAGACUUCUAGGAGAGACAGGUUCAGCGAUUCCUUCCAAUAAAGUUGCCUUUCAUGCAAGAUUGACUCCACAUGUAACCCUUGGUUCGACACAAACUGUUAUUUUUGAUCACGUGAUAACCAAUAUCGGUAAAGCAUAUAACCAACAUACGGGUCAUUUCACAGCACCCUGUAAUGGAAUAUACUUCUUUGCCUGUACAUUUCUACAGACAAGUACACCUUUAGAGCUUCAAAUUGUACAGAACAGUAGCGAAAUAUCAAGAGGACAUGCACCACGUGGUGAAAAUUUUGCCGGGUCGAUGAAUGCCGUAAUAUAUCUGCACAAGGGAGAUGUUGUCAAAGUGCGCCAUUACCCAGGACGAGGAUCGGAAACUAUACAUGGUGAUUGGAGCUUUUUUUCGGGUUAUCUCCUCUAA
Mytilus trossulus (common blue mussel) is the source of this 570-nucleotide messenger RNA. RefSeq names its product complement C1q tumor necrosis factor-related protein 3-like. Gene Ontology annotation, molecular function: protein binding. The coding region runs from base 16 to 570 and encodes 184 amino acids. NCBI's taxonomy places the organism in Eukaryota, Metazoa, Mollusca, Bivalvia, Mytilida, Mytilidae. The transcript is spliced from 3 exons. The record is from RefSeq and is a predicted model, not a curated record.